CUAAGGAAGUGAGAUCGACUCUCUGGCUUAAUGCUGCCUAUGCGUUACACGUAAAAGGUUACAAAUGCUUGCCUUAUCAAUGUGAGCUGAAGUGGAAGAAUUUAAAGGCUUCUAAUGAUCCUAGGUUUUUGUCUAAAGUUGAAGCAAUCACUGGCGUAGAUAGGUCUAGGCAUGUAUCAGCAAUGCUUGGCAGAAAUAGGUAUAG
Funneliformis mosseae is the source of this 205-nucleotide messenger RNA. Lineage: Eukaryota; Fungi; Glomeromycota; Glomeromycetes; Glomerales; Glomeraceae. The record is from the annotation of a GenBank genome assembly.